UAAUUCGCAUGAAAAUCUGUCUCCAAUUGAAUGUAAACCUCGCUACCUUUCUAAAAAAAAAAAAUUCGCGCACAGUACAAGAUUGUAGGUUGCAACACGAGUCACAUCUUUUGACUCCAGCAAAGAGCCUGUGCUGUGCGUACUGCCAUUAAUUCCUUCCCUCGUUCUAACGAUAACCGCUGCGGGAGAAAAAGCUUCUUCAUUUAACCAAGGUGUUGUCAGGUUGCAGUUGUAACCUGCUAUACCAGACUCGCAAUAACCUCUCCGCGGUGUACUGGCUGAACAUGUGUGGAUACCGCGCGAACAUACACAUACCGUGCAGACAGUGACAGAAUGCUGUUGCAAUCAGGCUUGGUGGAACUUGUAUUGCACUUCACAGCAAAACAGUUCGCAAACUGGACUGUCUAAUUUGGAAAAAGAAAGACGACAAUACAUACAGUAUUUUGGGAUUAAUAUAAAAAAAAAAAAUGUUAAAGCAUCCUCUGAAAUUGUCUUUCUGAACAUAAAAAAGUACUUCUGUUUGUAAAAGAAAUAAACUAAUGUAUUAGAACCCUGACGAUCAGAACAGAGAAGUAGAGACUCGUGUCGUUCUAAAAAAAAAUUUUUAUCCAAGUGGUUUGGUGCAAAUUUAUUCUUCUAUAUCAAUCACCACGCCGAGACCCAUUCGUGUCUCUCAUUGGAGAGAUCGCAGUGAAAUAACGGACUCCUUAACAGACGCGAUCACGUCAGAUGAGUCCUUUUCAAAGAGGACCAGGCUAUCACUGAGCUCACACAUCAACCCACAAUAAUGCCUACAGAAAUACAAGCAAGUGGCUGUACAUGUCAAACUACGAUUGGAUUGUCAGGAAUUCGCAGCUAAGCUCUCUUCCCGUUGAGCAACAUCAGUAGCUGUCACCUCCCUCUCUCCAUCCCUCUCUCAUUCCGUGAGGUCCUGUUACGCCACUCCCACUGACCUCCUGACACCUCGUUGCCAUGGAAAGCCUGAGCGAGCUCCAGAACCCGCUCUUGGACAAGAACAGCAAGCACGUCGUCAACGGUUACGGGGGCGACUUCCCUAACAACCAGUACCAGGAGAAUAUUAUCAACUACUUCGUAACCGGCGGGAACGGAGGAGGAGGUGGAGGAGGUAACACUAACAACGGUGCCGUGGCCCACGUGGGACAAAACAACAGCAACGGCAAAAUGAAAGCUCAACAACUCCUGGACGCCACCUCCCUCCAUCUGGCCGUCGAGGCCUUCUACAGGCCGAAUUUCAUCCUGUACAAGGAGGAUGGGGGAGGAGGCGGCGUCAAGGCCAAGGAUUAUAAGAGCGAGUGCUGCGAGACUACCUUCACAGAGAAGAAAGAGAAGGAGAGGGAGGCGUCUGUAGCAGUGGAGACCCCCGGAAGCACAGAGGACCCUCAGGCCAAGCUGCUAGAGGACGGAGACAACGUUAAGAUACAGACUGUCUCCUAUGAGGUGGAGGAGGAGGAGUACGUAGAGUAUGAGACGGACUGCUCCAGUGACAGCGAGAGUGAAGAUAACUUCAUAGUGAUCCCACCCAGAGACCACCUGGGCCUGGCCAUCUUCUCCAUGUUAUGCUGCUUCUGGCCCCUGGGCAUCGCUGCUUUCUACUUCUCCCAGGGGACCAGUAAGGCGGUGACGAAGGGUGACUUCCCGCUGGCGAGCAUCGCAUCCCGGAGGGCACUAUUCCUAGCAGCCCUUUCCAUCACCAUUGGGACAGGGGUCUACGUUGGGGUGGUGGUGGCCCUCAUCGCCUACCUCUCCAAGCCUGGACACGUAUAGCAGUGCCUGACCUCCCGGACCAGACCACCGGGGAAAAGCAGGACAACUAGGAACUGUCUCUUCCUGGAAUGGAACACUGCCACUGGCAUGGAAACUUUUUGGGGACAUAUUCCUCCUUCUCCCUCCAUCCCUCCAUUCUUCUCCUGGACAACCAGAGGAACCACAGAAGAGGAAAGGAAGGAUGAACCACCACUCUCAAUGAACACAGCUAAUGCCAGAGGUUAGAACUGCCAACUCUCCGGAACAUAACAGCGCUCCUAACAAUGGAAACAGUUUUUGGGGCAUGUUCCUCUGUCUUUUUCUCUCUCAUCCAUACAUCUGUCUAUCCUCCCCCUUUAGCUUCCCUACGGGUGGUCCCCGUCAGCAAAGAUUAGAUGAACAGACUGAGAAGGGCAAGGCAGGAAGGGAGGAGGAGGAGGAGGAGGAGAGCAAGGCGAAACCAGGACAGACUGAAAACAGACAUAUUUCUCUGGGAAAAGUUACCUGAGUGAAGUUGAAGAGAAUUGAGUUCUGCCGUUCCGCUGUUCUGCUCCGUUGUCUUCACCCCCCUGUAGGGUGUUUGAACUCUGCUGUGUUCCUCCAACAUUCUACAAACCAUUACAGAAACAGAGACAGACAGGGGAGGGAACAGACAUGGAAAAACAUGGACACCAAUUACUGAGACUUUAGGGAAUGGAGGAACUUCAAGGGGCCCCAGUGUCUGGAGGACUCACUGAAAACAUAAGCUGAAACACUAAAAACCUUGAGUUCUCUGUGUCAUCUGAACUUCUAAACAGGUUUUGAAAAUGUUGACUAUUUGGAUCCCCUGCUACUGACUGACUAUCCAUUUUUUUGAAUAUACCAUCAAAUGCUUCUUCAAUUGGCCUGGUUCUAGGCCUAAUGCUGGGUGGUUUUCUGUCAACAUGAAGACCCUCGUCUGAGAUCCUUUUAGACUAGAGAGAGAGAUAGAGACAGAGAGCCCUCUUCCCACUGAUGGGGUAGUCAUGUAACAGGUCCUUAUUGCUUUCUGACUUUCAGAACUUUAAAGUCAGAUCAAACAUUUGUCUGGCCAAAGGCAUGUUUUCAUCUUAAUAAAGGAGACUAUCUGGGCUAUUGUCAACACACUCAGAACUGUUAAUUACUGUUUGUUGAAAUGACAACAAGAAAGCAAAGCUGCCAAACAUUGACAGAUCUCACAAUUCUAUAAUUAAUUAAUAACAUAAUUAUUGUGUGUGUGUUUUUCUAACUGAACAAACUGUGUUGGCAGAAAUUGAAUUAUCUAAAUUCAAAAGGGGAGAAAAAGCUAAUUUCCUGCUUUCUGCAGAUGAACUGGACAGAUACUGGAGAGAGAUGCAUAGUGCUGAAGUUGUUUCCCUCCCUAAAGCGGCAUCAAUAUCAGUCCAUCAAAGAGAAACGCCAUAAGAUCUAUCUAAUAAUGUCUUGUUUUGGUCCGUUAGGGUUCUGCCUUCCCUCCAUACAUCCGAGCUAGUGUUUCUAUGUGGUUCCCCCUCUAACUUUCUAUGGUACCUUCACUAAACCCUGCCUGAAGGUGUAUUCAGAUCUACUGGCAUGGCCGAACAGUCCUCGAACAGUCCUCGAACAAAGCACUGGACACUUAGUAGUAGACAGAAGACUGUAUUUAUUUUGAUGUUUCCAGUAUUACAGUGUUACAGCAGAGGUGUCCUCACAUCCGGUUCAGUUCCUCUUAAAGUCUUUUUCACUCAGAAAGAAUAGGGCUUAACAUAAAUUGUAACAAAAUGCAGAAAGAACAAAAAUAUAUACAGUACCAGUCAAAAGUUUGGACACACCUACUCAUUCCAGGGUUUUUCUUUAUUUUUACUAUUUUCUACAUUGUAGAAUAAUAGUGAAGACAUCAGAUCUAUGAACUAACUCAUAUGGAAUCAUGUAGUAACCAAAAAAAGUGUUAAACAAAUAAAAAUAUAUUUUAUAUUUGAGAUUCUUCAAAGUAGCCACUCUUUGCCUUGAUGACAGCUUUGCACACUCUUGGCCUUCUCUCAACGUUUCUCAAAUAUUGAAGGUGUUUUGGCAAUAGCGCCACUUUUUAACCAUCUCUAUAAUAUACAGUGCCUUCGGAAAGUAUUCAGACCCCUUGACUUUUGCCACAUUUUGUUACGUUACAGCCUUAUUCUAAAUUUGUAUUUUUUAAUUUUUUAUUGCAUUAAUCUACACAC
Salmo salar (Atlantic salmon) is the source of this 3956-nucleotide messenger RNA. It is a transcript of the gene syndig1l, whose product is annotated as synapse differentiation inducing 1-like. NCBI's taxonomy places the organism in Eukaryota, Metazoa, Chordata, Actinopteri, Salmoniformes, Salmonidae. The record is from RefSeq and is a predicted model, not a curated record. Gene Ontology annotation, cellular component: intracellular membrane-bounded organelle; membrane.